AUGAAAUCGAAAGUUUUAUAUUUUUUACUUUUUUAUAAUUUAAUAUUAUUUUGCUAUACUUUAAAGAUAAGAUAUAUAAAAAAUCAAGUUAAUUCACAUUUUCUUUGUUACAUUAAAAAAGGCAAUUAUUUGAAUAGUAGUAACAAACAUUUUUACAUAAGAAAAAAAAAUAUAUCAAAUAAUAAAUUUAAUCUAAAUGAAAAGAAGGAAGAUGAUAUUUUACCAUUUAUAAAUAAUUCAAAGAACCAUAAUAUUUUUCGGAAUAAAUAUAAUUAUAUACCAUCAGUAGAUGAAGUAAAAUCAGAUAUUGAGAAUUUUAAAAAAGAAAAAUCUUUUUAUUUUACUGAACACAGUAUACUUGAAUUAAUAAAUAUAGAAGAUAAUAUUGUUGUAAUAAAUAUUGAAGGAAAGUUUUUUGAAGAUAUUAAUGUAGUAUUUACAGAAAUAACAAAAUAUCUACUGGAUAAAUAUUUAGGUAUUUUAGGUGUUCAUCCAUAUAAUAUAAAAUCAUUGAACAUUAAUAAUGAAAAUUAA
This is a messenger RNA of Plasmodium gallinaceum, 534 nucleotides long. RefSeq names its product conserved Plasmodium protein, unknown function. The coding region runs from base 1 to 534 and encodes 177 amino acids. The record is from RefSeq and is a predicted model, not a curated record. The transcript has a single exon. Lineage: Eukaryota; Apicomplexa; Aconoidasida; Haemosporida; Plasmodiidae.